CUGCAGGUUGCGGGAGGCUGUGAGCGGCAGCGGGCAGCAGUGGGUGGUGCACAGGCGGGAGGUACACUGGCGGAAGUGGGCGGCGCACCGACGGUAGCAGGCCAGCAGCGGGCUGUGCGCGGGCUGCAGGCAGUGGGCAGCACGCGGGCGGUAGCGGGCGGCAGCGCGCAGCGCACUGGCGGCAGCUGGCAGCAUACAGGCGGCAAUGGGCGGUGCACCGGCGGCAGCAGGUGGCACUUAAGAGGUAGCAGGUCAGCAGCGGGUGGCGUGCGGGCUGCAGCGGGUGGUGCACGUGCCACCUCCCUUCUCACUGCACUCUUCCCCCUCCUCCUGAUGCCCCCGUCUCUGCCUCUUCUCAUCCCUUUGAAUCUGGUGCUCCCAGCCUCAUUCGGCACCCGUGCUUCUUCCCCUUUUCCUGCUAAUACCUGCUUGGAUGCUCCUCUCCUACUCCCCCUCUCUGGUAUGCAUCUGUGGUAA
Closterium sp. Naga37s-1 is the source of this 477-nucleotide messenger RNA. NCBI's taxonomy places the organism in Eukaryota, Viridiplantae, Streptophyta, Zygnematophyceae, Desmidiales, Closteriaceae. The record is from the annotation of a GenBank genome assembly.